Messenger RNA from Anolis sagrei ordinatus, 1058 nucleotides. The record is from RefSeq and is a predicted model, not a curated record. NCBI's taxonomy places the organism in Eukaryota, Metazoa, Chordata, Lepidosauria, Squamata, Anolidae.
GCUGAGUUCCAGGCGUUUCCCUGGCUUGUUUUGAUUCAGAGGAAGCUGAAGAAGAGGCGGGGGUCUUCUUGGUGUCGUCCCCCGAGGCCUUAGCCAUGUUCCUGCCCUGCUUGGCCUUCCUGCUCUGCCUCGCUGUCCUCGAAGCCCUCCAAAAGGAGCCCAACGUGCAGGUCUAUUCUCGUUAUCCAGCAGUGAAAGGCAAGAAUAAUACGCUCCAUUGCUAUGCGGAGGGCUUCCAUCCUCCCGAAAUUGAUGUCACUUUUGAGAAGGAUGGUGUCCUGAUUGAGAAGGUGAAGAAGUCCGAUCUUACCUUUCAUCUGGACUGGACCUUUGAGUGUCUGUUCUAUAUCCACAUUAUUCCUGAUGGGAAAGCCAAUUACACCUGCAUUGUGGUGCACAGCAGCAUGACCUCUCCAAAGAACGUCACGUGGGAGCAAGAGUACUAAACAGAUGACCCCAGAAGUAAGUUUUGAAAAGCCUUGCCUAUGAAAGAGCAUAGCCCUUUAAGCCUACCUCCCAGUUGUUCCAGCUUGCAGUAGACCGAGCUCGGUUUUCAAGCACGCACAUUGGCAUCUCUGUGUAUGCUACUGAUAUGCCACACUUGCACUGAAAGGGAUUUCCUGUAGGCCCUUUCUAAGCAAAGACUCAAGAUUGCAUUGGAAGUUUGUGCUAUCACACACUUCUUGAGCUUCUCUUUAAAAGAGUCAUUUUCUGCUCAUUUGCCUUUGUUAAAUAUUCUAGACACUUGUUUCCGUUUCUGUCAGAAAUUUCGUGAAAGGCUUGACAAGAUGAUGUGCUUAAAACUUCUUUUAUAUAUUGAGAAUGAAUCAUUUUAUUUGUCAUUUUUGUAAUGCAAAAUGACUGGAGUCUCUUGAUAAAAGUACAAUCGCUAACAUUUUAUUUGUAACGAUUGGUGGUUUUGUCUACCUGGAUGUGCUGCAUACGCAUUGGAAGAUGGCGAAGGCUCACAGUGUUUUUGUCUUUUAUCUGAACAAAUUGUUUUGUUUCACAUCAGCAUAUUGUUGGAUCUGUCCUGAAUAAAAUGUUUCCUGUCUAAA